AUGUCGACCCAUCACUCCUCCAUGCCGUACCGCAGGCCAUCGCGCCAGCAAUCCCGGCAGAUGUCCGUGGACCCGCACAACGAGCUCAACGUUGAGAAGAACCACUACAUUGGUAUCGAUGUCGGAACCGGUAGCGCACGAGCCUGUAUCAUGAACGAGAAGGGAGACAUCAUCGGUCUGGCCAGCGAGAACAUCGGUCUGUGGCAACCCGAGACGGGCUGGUACGAGCAGUCCACGACCAACAUCUGGCGCUGCAUUUGCACGUCUAUCCAGCGCGCCGUCACCCAGGCCAACAUCGACCCGAACACGGUCCGCGGCAUUGGUUUCGACGCCACCUGCUCCCUGGCGGUUUUCCACACCGACACCGAUGAGCCCGUCUCGGUGACGGGGCCGAAGUUCAACAACGCUGACGGCAACGACCGGAACGUCAUCCUCUGGCUCGACCACCGACCCGUCGAGGAGACCAAGAAGAUCAACGCGACGGAUCACAACCUGCUCCGCUAUGUCGGAGGUCAGAUGAGCAUUGAGAUGGAAAUCCCCAAGGUCCUGUGGUUGAAGAACAACAUGCCGAAAGAGCUGUUCGACAAGUGCAAGUUCUACGAUCUGGCGGAUGCGCUCACCCACAUGGCCACCGGCAGCGAGACGAGGAGUUUCUGCUCGGUGGUCUGCAAGCAGGGAUAUGUCCCCGUCGGGGUCGACGGCAGCGUCAAGGGCUGGCAAGAGGAUUUCCUGACCGAGAUCGGUCUGGAGGAUCUAUGCGAGGACAACUUCAAGCGUAUGGGCGGAGUCAACGGCGUGAACGGCACAUACUUGACAGCGGGCGAGCUGAUUGGAACUCUUUCCGAAAAGGCCGCCGACGACAUGGGUCUCGUCCCGGGUAUCGCCAUCGGUAGCGGUGUCAUCGAUGCGUACGCCGGAUGGAUCGGUACCGUGGGCGCCAAGGUCCACCUCCGCGGUGACAGCAUCUCUUCCGCCAACCCGCGCAACCACGUCACCCAGGCGUUCACCCGUCUGGCCGCCGUGGCGGGAACCUCAACCUGCCAUCUCGCCAUGUCCGAGAAGCCCGUCUUCGUCAAUGGCGUGUGGGGCCCAUACCGGGAUGCCCUCAUCCCCGGCUACUGGGUCGGCGAAGGAGGCCAGUCCGCCACGGGCGAGCUCCUCAAGCACGUCGUCGAGACCCACCCGGCCUUCCAGGAAGCCAUGUCGGUGGCGGAAUCCUUCAACGCCAACAUCUACGACUACCUCAACGAGCACCUGAACGAGAUGAUGGAGAAGCAGAACGCGCCGGCCAUCUCCUACCUCGGCCGCCACUUCUUCUUCUACGGCGACCUCUUCGGCAACCGGUCCCCCGUCGCGGACCCGGACAUGCGUGGCUCCUGCAUCGGCCUGUCCUCGGACAAGUCCAUCGACGGCCUCGCCCUGCACUACUACGGCACCAUGGAGUUCAUCGCGCUGCAGACCCACCAGAUCGUCUCGGCCAUGAACUCGGCCGGCCACGUGCUCAGCUCGAUCUUCAUGUCCGGCAGCCAGUGCCAGAACCCGGUGCUGAUGAGCCUGAUCGCCAACGCCUGCAACAUGCCCGUGCUGAUCCCGCGCUACGUCCACGCCGCCGUCGUCCACGGCGCCGCCAUGCUCGGCGCGAAGGCCGCCUCCACCGACCCCAAGGACGGCACCUCCCAACCCCUCUGGGAGAUCAUGGACAAGAUGUCCAAGCCCGGCCGCGCCGUCUACCCGGACAAGGACGACGCCGAGCGCAAGCUCCUCGCCGCCAAGUACGAGGUCUUCCUCAAGCAGUGCCACGAGCAGAAGGUCUACCGCGAGAAGAUCGACGCCGUCGUCCAGGGGUGGGAGCGGUGA
Molecule: messenger RNA, 1857 nt
Organism: Dissoconium aciculare CBS 342.82
Lineage: Eukaryota; Fungi; Ascomycota; Dothideomycetes; Mycosphaerellales; Dissoconiaceae
Product: Pentulose kinase
Exons: 2
Coding region: 1-1857 (618 amino acids)
Biological process (GO): carbohydrate metabolic process
Molecular function (GO): kinase activity; phosphotransferase activity, alcohol group as acceptor
Source: RefSeq, a predicted model, not a curated record